Mangifera indica (mango) is the source of this 1967-nucleotide messenger RNA. Its product is annotated as inorganic phosphate transporter 1-4. Gene Ontology annotation, molecular function: phosphate transmembrane transporter activity. The transcript has 2 exons. NCBI's taxonomy places the organism in Eukaryota, Viridiplantae, Streptophyta, Magnoliopsida, Sapindales, Anacardiaceae. Gene Ontology annotation, cellular component: membrane. The record is from RefSeq and is a predicted model, not a curated record. Gene Ontology annotation, biological process: transmembrane transport; phosphate ion transport. Bases 157 to 1773 code for a protein of 538 amino acids.
AUAAAUUCAUUGCACAUCACCCUAUUUUCUUUCGUAACAAUUGAAUCUUUCUUCUUUCCAUUAAUACCAGUCUCCCUAUUCCUCUAAAAAGAGCACAGAAAUUACAGGAAGAGAGAACAGAAAAACAACUCUGGUGGAUUGCAACCCUAGCUAAUCAUGGCCAGGGGACAAUUAGAGGUGCUUAACGCCCUUGAUGUAGCCAAAACACAAUGGUAUCAUUUCACUGCAAUCAUUAUUGCUGGAAUGGGCUUCUUCACCGAUGCAUAUGAUCUAUUUUGCAUAUCCCUUGUGACAAAAUUGCUUGGCCGCAUAUACUACCAUGUGGAUGGUGCAGCAAAGCCUGGAACGUUGCCUCCUAAUGUGUCAGCUGCUGUAAAUGGUGUAGCAUUCUGUGGAACUCUUGCAGGACAACUGUUCUUUGGUUGGCUUGGUGACAAGAUGGGCAGAAAGAAAGUUUAUGGCAUGACUCUUAUGGUUAUGGUGAUAUGUUCAGUUGCCUCAGGUCUUUCCUUUGGCCAUAGUGCUAAAGGUGUCAUGGCAACUCUUUGCUUCUUCAGAUUCUGGCUUGGGUUUGGCAUUGGUGGUGACUACCCACUUUCUGCCACCAUCAUGUCAGAAUAUGCGAACAAGAAGACUCGAGGUGCCUUCAUAGCUGCUGUAUUUGCUAUGCAGGGCUUCGGAAUUCUAGCCGGUGGUAUAUUUGCACUUAUUAUUUCUUCAGCAUUCAUGGCUAGGUUUGAUGCCCCAGCGUAUGAGGUUGACGCAGUGGCCUCAACUGUUCCGGAAGCAGACUACGUCUGGCGAAUUAUUCUAAUGGUUGGAGCUCUUCCAGCUGCACUUACUUACUACUGGAGGCUAAAGAUGCCAGAGACUGCUCGUUACACUGCCCUAGUUGCCAAGAAUGCAAAGCAGGCUGCAUCUGAUAUGUCAAAAGUUUUGCAAGUGGAUCUUGAUGCAGAGGAACAGAAGGUUCAGAAAUUGGCUGAUGAUAAAUCCAAUUCAUUUGGACUGUUCAGCAAAACAUUUCUUCGUCGCCAUGGACUUCACUUGCUUGGAACAACAACCACAUGGUUCUUGCUUGACAUUGCAUUUUACAGCCAAAAUCUAUUUCAAAAGGAUAUUUUCAGUGCAAUUGGGUGGCUUCCUCCAGCAAAGGCCAUGAAUGCCAUUCAAGAAGUGUUCAAAAUUGCCAGGGCUCAAACUCUUAUUGCUCUUUUGAGUACUGUUCCGGGCUACUGGUUUACUGUAUUUUUCAUUGAUAAGAUGGGCAGAUUUGCAAUCCAAUUGAUGGGUUUCUUCUUCAUGACAGUCUUUAUGUUUGCCUUGGCCAUUCCGUAUGACCACUGGACUCACAAGGACAACAGAAUUGGAUUUGUGAUAAUGUACUCCCUAACCUUUUUCUUUGCAAACUUUGGACCUAAUGCCACCACAUUCGUUGUCCCAGCAGAGAUUUUCCCAGCCAGAUUGAGGUCUACUUGUCAUGGCAUAUCAGCAGCAUCUGGGAAACUGGGUGCUAUAGUGGGUGCUUUUGGAUUCUUAUAUUUGGCUCAGAACAAGGACAAAAACAAGACAGAUGCAGGGUACCCUCCUGGUAUUGGUGUAAGGAAUUCACUUAUUGUAUUGGGUGUAGUUAACUUUUUUGGCUGCUUAUUCACUUUGUUGGUACCAGAAUCUAAAGGAAAGUCAUUGGAGGAGAUGUCGGGUGAGAAUGAGGAUGUUGGUGCUGAAGAAGAUCAGCCUGCUGCUCAUAAUAAUAGGACAGUUCCAGUUUAGGCUGUCUCUAAGCAGGCCUUCCUAUUAUGAUAUUGAACUGUAAACCUUUAGUGUUUUGUCAUUGGAAGAUCUGAAUUGUCUUUUUUUUUUUAUAGUAAUGUUUUAAAAGUUUCAAAUGAGAAUGCACGGUAUGAAUCAUAUGACUGUUUCUUCUAAGUUUUAAGUUUAAUUGAAUAACUUCUUCAGCUUGUUAA